UAAAUUGAACCUUUAAACCCUAAAACCCUCAAACCUUUAAACCCUGAAAAUCCCAGAAUCAAAAUAAAGCUUCGAUCUUUGCUCUGCAGAUUUCAGUUUGAACUAUCUGACAGCUUCAAACAGAGAAUUGAGAGUUCACAUGAUUGGGUAAGCAAAUGGCUCUAAGAUAUCGGCGUUUGAGAGAAAUCUCAAGACUUUUGCCGCUAAUUCACUCCGGCAAUUGUUAUACACAAUGUAGUUCAGCGGGCAAGUUAGCAGCAUUGUCCAUCAUUCCUCAAGUAUUUGCUUGGGAGAGAAAUGGUACGAGGAUGACACACAUUAUAUCUUCUAGGUUCUCAACCACUUCAAAAGUUUCAUACAAGUCAACCCAGGAGCUUGAUCUUUUGUCAUUUAUUAAAUCGUCAAUGGAUGCCCCUGAAGGCCCAUGUCAUUGUUGGUUGAAUAGGUCCAAAGGUGACAGAGAUUUCCUUGGAAAAAAUCGAACUUUCUUGGUUCUUGCAGGGUGGUGUGAAUCUUUCUUAACAACUUGUGAAUCUGUUAUGAUGUUAGAAAAAGUGAAGUCACUUCAACAGAGGUAUCCUCAGCUCCAUGUCAUGGGUUUCAUGUCCGGCAGUUCAGUUAGUUUAGCUGCUGCUCAAAGUAAUCUAAUCCAAUAUGUAGUGAAGGAAAAUGCCAAGUUUCCUGUCAUAUUGUCUGAUAGGACCUUCCCUGAGAUGGACAAUGGGGCUUGCUACAUUUUGUUCAAAGAUUUUGAAAAUCCAGUAUUUUACCCUGAGAAGGACCUUGAUAUCAGAACUCUUAACAAAGCUGUUGAGGAAUUGCAUGUGCAAGAUGAUGGGAGAGCCCGGUCCAGAGAUAACUUGAAAAGCACUUGGGUGAAGCAAUUUGAAGUUAUCAAGGAGCCAUAUGUCUUUCCUUUGAAGAAUUUACUAUUUAACUUCCCAGGUUGCGUCUCUGCAGAUGAAAGUGGGAACCGUUUCUUCCUUUCUGACAGCAGGCAUCAUCGGAUUAUUGUAUUUGUUGGAAACGGGAAGAUUCUGGACUGUAUUGGUUCUUCCCCGGGUUUUGAAGAUGGAAACUUUGAAUCGGCCAAGAUGGUGUGUCCUGCAUCUUCAUUUUAUGAUGCUGCUGAGGAUUCCCUAUAUUUUGUUGAUUCAGAGAACCACGCAAUUAGGAAAGCUGACUUGGGGAACCGGGUAGUAGAAACUCUUUAUCCGAAUGACGACACCAGCAAGAAUAGUAAUUCUAUUUGGGCUAGAAUCAUGAUCAAGUUGGGUUUGCGAAGGGAUGAUACGCGGUCUGAAGAAUUUGAUAUACAAUCACUAAUGUUUCCUUGGCAUGUGAUGAAAUCUAGCGAAGACAGUCUUUUCAUUAUAAACCGAAGCUUUGAAACUUUAUGGGUCCUAGAUUUCGCUUCAAGGGAGAUAAAACAAGUUGUCAAAGGGUUCCCAAAGAUUAUGGAUGUCUGUGGGCUAGAGAUCAUGAAGAAAGUAUCCUUGUUGAAACAGAUGCCAGAUGAUUGGUUGCAACAGCAGACUAAUGCUGUCUGUUCACCAAAGAGGCUCCCAUAUGCUGGUCUUAUAUCUUCAUUGACAACCUUGCAGAAUCACGUUAUUCUUUGUGACAUGGUUGGACAGAGAAUUUUGAAACUAAGUGAAGAAUCCGGACUGUGCUCAACAUUCCAAUUUUCAAAUUUUGGAAUCCUUGGAUUGCCGUAUUGGCUGGCUUCCCCCUUGGAGAGAGUUUAUGCAAUUGGUGGACAUCUAGACCAGAUUGAUCAUCAGGAAUGUGUCAGCUUGUUACCAGGUAGAAUUGGUAUACACUUAAAUGUUGAAAUUCCUGUGGAUACUGAGCUUGUUGAACAGUUACAAGAGGGUUGUAUAUGGCGCCAGGCAAGGGGUGCUGCCAAUGAAGUGUUAGGGGCAGAAGAUGCUGGAGGAUCUACGGAGAAGGUUGGUGCUGCCCAAAAAUGGUAUGAUGAAUUGGAUAAUCUUGCCUUUUCACUGUCAACACCUGAGUCAGAGUUGAAUGUUGAAGAUAAUUCUGCAACUUCAGAUAAUGGAUUUCAAGAUGCGAAAGUUCACAUUGAUUGUGCUGUCAAUACAAGUCCUGGUACAAGUGAGGUCAUUGUUUAUGCAGCACUGUAUUUAAAACUUAGAAAGGAAGAAUUAUUAGAGAAUAAUCAGGAGAAAUAUGCAGCAAAGAUAGCAGAUAUUUUGAGCUCGGAGAGAAGUGGAAAGAUGGAAAGAGAUUCGUUCGUCCAGUUCUUGUUAAAAUCAAAUGGAGAUUUGAGAGACCUCAUCUUCAUGAAACCUCUCCAUGUGAGGGUGAAACUGGAUUGCCUUGAUCACCCAAAGGCACCUAAUGGAAAAAACAUUAUCCUAACGGACUCCAACAUUGAGAUCAAUGUAUCGCUUAGCUCGUAAUAUUCGAUCCAUAAAGGCAUUACUACAUAUUGUUCUUUUGUUCUUUACAAUUUGAUUUUGUUUUAAUGAGCAUUCAUUCCACAACAUUAUUUCCCUUUCAAAUUGUAUCUUAUAUCAAGAAAGAGUGACAGUGACUAGAGUAGUUUCACUAGUAUGUACGGAUGCGAUGUUGGUAUCUUAAAGGCAGGCCAAUAAUAAGAAUAUUACAAUCCCUGAAGUACUUGUGCUCCACAAUUUUCUCUUCAAUUUAAGA
Molecule: messenger RNA, 2679 nt
Organism: Argentina anserina (silverweed cinquefoil)
Lineage: Eukaryota; Viridiplantae; Streptophyta; Magnoliopsida; Rosales; Rosaceae
Exons: 18
Coding region: 156-2426 (756 amino acids)
Molecular function (GO): protein binding
Source: RefSeq, a predicted model, not a curated record